This is a messenger RNA of Microtus ochrogaster (prairie vole), 1209 nucleotides long. RefSeq names its product F2R like trypsin receptor 1 (gene F2rl1). The transcript is spliced from 3 exons. The record is from RefSeq and is a predicted model, not a curated record. Lineage: Eukaryota; Metazoa; Chordata; Mammalia; Rodentia; Cricetidae. The coding region runs from base 1 to 1209 and encodes 402 amino acids. Gene Ontology annotation, cellular component: plasma membrane. Gene Ontology annotation, biological process: positive regulation of Rho protein signal transduction; thrombin-activated receptor signaling pathway; phospholipase C-activating G protein-coupled receptor signaling pathway. Gene Ontology annotation, molecular function: thrombin-activated receptor activity.
AUGCGAAGGCUAAGCCUGGCGUGGCUUCUGGGAGGCGUCACCCUUCUGGCGGCCUCGGUCUCCUGCAACCGGACCUUCCAAGAGCGUCUAGCCCCUAUCCGACCCAACAGUAAAGGAAGAAGUUUAAUCGGCAGAUUGAACACCCCCCCUCCAGACUCUGGGAAAGGGGUUACAGUAGUAGAACCCGGCUUUUCCAUCGAUGAUUUCUCUACAUCCAUCCUCACUGGGAAGCUGACUAGUGUCUUUCUUCCGGUCAUCUACACCAUUGUAUUUGUGAUUGGUUUGCCCAGCAAUGGCAUGGCCCUCUGGGUCUUCCUUUUCCGGACCAAGAAGAAACACCCUGCUGUGAUUUACAUGGCCAAUCUGGCCCUGGCCGACCUCCUCUCUGUUAUCUGGUUCCCCCUGAAGAUUGCCUACCACCUGCAUGGCAACAACUGGACCUAUGGGGAUGCCCUUUGCAAGGUGCUGAUUGGCUUUUUCUAUGGCAACAUGUACUGCUCCAUCCUCUUCAUGACCUGCCUCAGCGUGCAGAGGUACUGGGUGAUCGUGAACCCCAUGGGACACUCCAGGAAGAGGGCAAACAUUGCCGUUGGUCUCUCCCUGGCGAUCUGGCUCCUGAUCUUUCUGGUCACCAUCCCCUUGUAUGUCAUGGACCAGACCGUCUAUAUUCCAGCCCUGAACGUCACCACCUGCCAUGAUGUGCUACCUGAGGAGGUAUUGGUGGGGGACAUGUUCAAUUACUUCCUCUCCUUGGCCAUUGGAGUCUUUCUGUUCCCAGCCUUACUUACUGCCUCUGCGUACGUACUCAUGAUCAAAACCCUCCGUUCUUCCGCCAUGGAUGAGCACUCAGAGAAGAAAAGGCGGAGGGCUGUCCGACUCAUCAUCACCGUCCUGGCCAUGUACUUCAUCUGCUUCGCUCCUAGCAACCUCCUGCUGGUCGUGCACUAUUUUCUCAUUAAAAGUCGGGGCCAGAGCCACGUCUAUGCCCUCUACCUGGUCGCCCUCUGCCUGUCGACCCUCAACAGCUGCAUCGACCCCUUUGUCUACUACUUUGUUUCCCAAGACUUCAGGGAUCAGGCUAAAAAUGCGCUCCUCUGUCGAAGCGUCCGCACCGUCAACCGCAUGCAAGUCUCCCUCACCUCCAGCAAGUUCUCCAGGAAAUCCAGCUCUUACGCUUCUAGUUCAACCAGCGUUAAAACCUCCUAUUGA